Molecule: messenger RNA, 1590 nt
Organism: Rangifer tarandus platyrhynchus (Svalbard reindeer)
Lineage: Eukaryota; Metazoa; Chordata; Mammalia; Artiodactyla; Cervidae
Source: the annotation of a GenBank genome assembly
AUGCGCAUCGGGGUAGAGGAGACGCUGGGAGCCCUGAACUCGGCCUUGGGGGCUGGCGGCCCCGUGUGGUUCAAGGAGACGCACGCCCGCCACCUGCGUGCCCGAGACUUCUUGGCACCGCGUCGCGCACUGCAGGCGCGCUUUGGGGACGACCAGGUGCCCGAGGGCGUGGUUCACGCCCUCGUUGGCCUACAGGGUCCCGGCGUGGCCCCGGUGCAGCGUUGCGCGCCGACCCCCGCGGGGCUGGCGCUUCAGCUGCAGCGGUCCGCGGUUUUCGAGCGCGUGCUCUGUUCCGUGGCCGCCUAUAUCGAGCCCGCCGCCCUCACCGCCCCUACCCCGCGCGUCGUUCUGCACUGCCCGGCGCUGCGCGGCAGCCCUAGCGCCCUCCGCCUGAGCCAGCUCCGUGCCGUGCUCGUGGCGGACCACCUGGCGCGAGUUCUGCAAGCUCACAGGGUGAGUGUGCGCCGAGUCCCCGCUGUGCGGGACCCGCACAUGCCGACCUUCCUGCAGCAACUGCGGGUGGACUGGCCCGCGGUCUCAGAGAAAGCCACGACGGAAGCCCUGAGGAAUCGCACGAUUGCAGAGCUCUCCCCUGCCCGUGAUGCUGGAGCCCUGCCCCCUGACACCCUUGGUCGAGUGUGCCUGAAGGAACUGAUGGAGGAACGGGGACGAAUAGCUGGCUAUGACCCCAGUGUGGACAGCUGUCUGGUGUCAGAGGAUCUGCUCUCUCUGCUGGCCGAGCUGCAGGAGGCUGCUGCGGCCCCAGAUGCUGGUGCAGGUAGCUACAUGGUCCUACACGUAGUGAGCUGUGAGGAGGAGUUCCAGCAACAAAAGUUGGACCUGCUUUGGUGGAAGUUGGAUCAUCAGGCUCCUCUCAGACAGAAGCACCUGGUCUGUGGCCCAGUGAAAGCAGCUGGUGCGCCCAGCACCCUGACUGCCCCCGAGUACUACGAGCUCCGGCACGCCCAGGUGUGCAAGGCGUCAGCAGUGAAGCAUGGCAGGGACCUGGAACAAGACCCAGCCUGGACGGAAAUCUUCAGCGUUCUCUCUGUGGCGACCAUUAAAUUUGAGAUGCUCAGCACAGCCCCCCAGAGUCAGCUUCUCCUGGCCCUGGCUGACAGCAGCAUUUCCACCAAGGGCAGCAAAAGUGGCACCUUUGUCAUGUAUAAUUGUGCACGUCUCGCCACCCUCUUUGAGGGUUACAAGUGCAGCGUGGAACAAGGUCUGUACCCCACCUUCCCGCCUGUGAGCAGUCUAGACUUCUCCCUGCUGCGUGAGGAGGGUGAGUGGUUGCUACUCUUCAACAGCAUCCUCCCCUUCCCAGACCUGCUGAGGCAGACAGCAGCCCUGACCCAGACCUGCGCUGCCCCAGGGCUUCAGGCCACUGCGCGCACAGAGAUGGUAUGCAAGUUCCUGGUACAGCUCAGCAUGGACUUUAGCUCAUACUAUAACCGGGUACACAUCCUAGGGGAGCCGCAGCCGCACUUGUUCGGUCAGAUGUUUGCCCGUCUGCAGCUUCUGCGGGCCGUGCGAGAAGUGCUCCAUACUGGGCUGGCCAUGCUGGGUCUCCCUCCGCUGAGUCACAUUUAA